Messenger RNA from Toxoplasma gondii ME49, 1753 nucleotides. RefSeq lists its product as hypothetical. The record is from RefSeq and is a predicted model, not a curated record. The coding region runs from base 671 to 1273 and encodes 200 amino acids. The transcript has a single exon. Lineage: Eukaryota; Apicomplexa; Conoidasida; Eucoccidiorida; Sarcocystidae.
UUCUGUCGCCCCUCUCCUUCCAUUUUCUUUUAGCUUUUUCUGAAACGAAAGCCGCAUAACCCAAGAGAAAGUACUGAGUGUGCUGCCGUCCUUGCGGUGCUCUUGUCGAGGGCCUCGCGAGUGUUCCAUGACUGUGAGAGACAUUUGAAUCGUUGAAUUCGCGAGGACAGAGGAAAUACUUUCGGAUUGUUGUUUGGACGAAGUUUCGGUCAAAAUGAAACGAGAAUGCUGGUUACUGUGCAACUUGCAAGUACCGUGUCAACGGUCAUUUCCUCGACUGAACACGACGGAUGAGUAGUAGAAAAUCAUGUCGAUUUUUCCGUGCUAAGUUGCGCUCUUGCAUAAAGCGCAUAUAGCGAGCUUUCUCUUUGCUGUGUGUUCUUUCUCUCUUGCUAUUCCGUAUCUCCCCUUCUCCGCCUUCCGCAGAAGUUUUCGUCGCAAAAAACGUGGUCAUAUCGUGCCCUCCCUCCACUGCUGGUUCCAGCCCCAAUGUCUAUUUUGUCUUCAGUCUCUUCCCUGGCGCUGUUCCGUCCGAAUCUUUUUUCAUUUUUUUUUUCGUCCUACGUUUCUUCUCGUCUCUUCUGUCCCGUCCUUCCCUCGGUCCAAAGUGCAAAUCGCGCUGCAGAGAAACUGCAUAGUGUCACUCGUGUUCAGUCCUCUUUGUCCAACUAUGCACUGGCGGUUUCGCGCUCCCGUCCUCGAUUUGAGGGGCUUGCUAGCGUCGCUGUCUCCCCGCAAACUCGUAGAAGGGAAGCAUGGGGGACGCUAUGUGCCCUCUUGUCUUUCUCGGGGAUUGGCACUGCGCGGGAAUGUGCCACCUCUAGAGUCGAGAAACGCGCAGGUAUCCCGCGGUUCUAAUGUGGCGGAAGACGGACACGAGCAACAGAGAGAUUCGUGUGCAUCUGCUGGGCGUAUCGAGUUUGUUUCUUUCCCCUCUGCUUCUGCGCAGAGACAAGCUGCUGUUUCUCCCGCCUUUUUUCGACUGUCCUGCCCCCGCUGUAUGUGGCACAGAGGCACACUCAGUCUGCUCUGUAGUAGUUGCCGCUAUGUAGUUCGUAAGUGGCACGUUCCGAUACUGGGUGUGGACUGCAAUGCCAAUCCUCGCCACAAACAAGCUCUCAGUGUGCCGGCGCCUCGCAGCAGAGGCAUUCCUAAACACCUGUAUCCAUUUCUUGUAGGCAAACAGUAUCCACGACAUCCACGCUGGCGCCAAGCCUUCACGCAUCGCAGUCGCAUGGGCAAAUACAAACCGCAGGUGGCACGAAACGGAUAAAAGCGGUCAGAGGGCCAGCCGGAGUGUGUCUCACGAAAUGGAUGUACAUAUCUAGGUGUGUAUAUGUAUUUGAGACCGGUGUUGUGAGCGUGUAUUUGCAGACUGUUGCCUUACGCGCGCGUUCACAGAAACACGCCACGGUUUCGGUGUAGAGCUUUGUGUUGUGUUGGAAACCCAUUCGCCGGCAAAUCAAUUGUCUGAGAAAUAUCGCCUGGUUGCUCUGCGUUUUUCCGAAGUGCGUCGGGUUUCAAUGCAGUCUUGUUCCAGUUUUACGGACACUCAGCGAACGGCGUUCCUCCAACACUUGAGUGAUACCGACCGAAAGGGGGACGCUGACGGGUCUGAACGAAUUUUCGUUGUCCACGUCGGGGAACGGACAACUGAGCACGUUGGGUGCGUGGAAGAUUUGUGUUUCUCGAAACAUCUGCUGUCCUCUGUAAUUCUGAAUCUGCGUUUACGGCACAGUGGUUCUUGUCAUUU